CGACUCAAAUUUUCUACCAUGCAAAAGGUGUCCGAACGUUUAUCCGCGUAAUAUGGAACUGAUGGCUACUUCAUCGGUCACUGCUGUGCAGUUCAGUCCCACCUCCCAACUCAGUCGCUCAUCAUCACUCAGUGCCAUCGCGCGAUAACACUCGCAAUCCAAAUAGGAGAAGAAGGAACCGGCAGGGGGUCCGUAAUCAUGGCCUCUCUCGUUAGAAAUCACCGUCACCGGCUGAUUCGAUGCUUUCCCCAGCUACCCCAUCUGGGUUUCGCCGCCAAUUUCAGCAAUCUCGUCACUCCUUGUCCGAGUGGCGGAGCCUACCGGUGGCUCAGCACCGGUGGUGACUCGACUCGGUCUGAGCUCGACGGGCGCAGUGCGUACGAGCUGCUGGGCGUGCCGGAGACCAGCUCGUUCGCCGAAAUCAAGGCGUCCUUCCGCAGGUUGGCCAAGGAAACUCACCCUGACCUCGCCGGGACGGUGAACGGUACCGAAGCUUGUCAACGGUUCGUUCAGAUUGUUGCAGCUUACGAGAUUCUCUCUGAUGCUGAAAAGAGGGCCCAUUAUGAUAGGUAUCUUUUGACUCAGAAACUUUCAAGAGAGUAUUCAGUUUCUUAUGUGUACAGAUCGCAUGCAACAGUAUACAGGGAGAUGGAAGUUGUUGAAUGGUUGAAGUGGUAUAGAUAUGCUAUCAAUGAUAUAUUGUCAGAGAACAAAGUGGCCACUGGAACAGGCUAUUUUGAUGUGCUUGAAGGGGACUUCUAUUCAGCAAUACGUGCAGCAUAUUAUGGUCCUUGGAUUGAUUCACUGGAUCUUCUUCCCGACUGCUUUGAAGCUGAGGAGCGGUCUUUUCAUGAAACUCCGGAGGUAUUGCACUUGGUAUCAGGCCGAUAUCUCUUUGGUAUGGUCUGCCUGGUCAACAAGAUUCCCGAAUUAGCAUCUGCCUUCCAUGGGAAGUUAAAUUCUUAUCAAUCCGUGGGUCGUGGUGAGUGUUAUAUGAGAAAUAAUACAGACACUUCCAUCAAUUAUAGAAUGCAAGCAAAUGCUGAUAUGUCUCAGUCAGAGACCAGUUCUACAAAUUACGCAUCUGAUGCAUAUAAAGACCUGGAGUUACAUAUAUCUGGAAGAGUAGUGGCCACAGCAACAAGAUUGCCUCCUCAAAGCUAUUGCAACGGAAUCAGGAACAAUGAUGCUGAUGAUCGCAUAUAUGUGUUUCUCAAUUCACGUAAGGACUGGAUGGAUAAUAGCCAAGAGUACCUUUCCUCUAUAGGCUGCGGAGCUGGGUCAACUCCAUUGGGAACUAUAGUAGGGCUGGGGACCAGCCGAGAAGAAGGAUCAUGUUUCGUUUAUGAUAGCAGUGGCACCAAAACCCAUGUGAUAAUGAAACACAGAACAUUUCUGGUGAAGCAUAUGCACUGGUAUCAAUGCAGAGAUAAGAUUUCCAUUUGUGAGUGCAGAAGUACUAGGGCCCGGCUACCCCCUAGCAAGUUUUGGCUGUUUGAGCCAAGGUGUGUGAUGCAUAACAUUGGGGGCUGGUAUGUUGAAACAUUUGGAAGAGAUGAGAAAAGAAAAACAGUUCCAUCCCGGAGGUACUGGGAUGGUGUUAAUGUGGAGGGACAAUUUGACAAGAGACUCCACCCAGCCGUGUAUCUACUUGCUCUUGCUUAUCGAACAUUAGAUAUUGAAGAUGUUAAGAGAAGGAAACAAACAGUCAGAGGUGUUGUGGAAGGACAAGUCUUUAGACUUCUCAGUUGGUGCAAGAAACUUGUCUAAAAGUUCACCUUUGGGUCCUAAACCUCUCCUUGGGUCAAUUGAUCUGAUCUCAGUUGAGUGGCCUCUUGAGAUCUGAAAAUGAUGGCUGAUCACUGCAUGUCAAUUUUAACAGAAUGGAUGUCGAUGGAGAUUUGUAUGAUCUAGGGAGAUCUGUAGGACUUCGAAAAUGUCUUGUGCAUGAGACCAUGCUAUAACAAAGUCAUACGAUUUUCGAAGUUCAAAGUUUUGGAUUACACUUCUGCAUGUGCACUAAGGAAUGUGCGAGACAACCUGCAGAACCUACAGAGUCUGCAGAACCUGCAUGUUUAGGUAGACCUGUAUGCCUCAGUUGCUCCACUGAGCUUACUGUUUUGAUCUUUGGGAUACCAGGUAAAUCUUAUAUUGGAAUCAUGAGAGAACCUUCUCAUAUCUUAAAGCACUGGUGUUGCGCUUCAUACAGUCAAAUGCCUCGUAGAGGUCCAUUUCAGUGGUUUGUUGACAAGAUAGAAUGGCAAACAGUUGUGGUACAUUAUUUAUGCUUCUUGCUAUAUUGACAAGUAAAAUUUUAUGCGACCGCUUCACACUUUAUCUGA
Messenger RNA from Rhodamnia argentea, 2342 nucleotides. RefSeq lists its product as uncharacterized. Lineage: Eukaryota; Viridiplantae; Streptophyta; Magnoliopsida; Myrtales; Myrtaceae. The transcript is spliced from 5 exons. Bases 199 to 1770 code for a protein of 523 amino acids. The record is from RefSeq and is a predicted model, not a curated record.